AUUAACAAGUUGUCAUAUGUCAAAGUUCGAUUUGAAACUUACCGUUUAAAACAGUCGUUUAAAUGCCAUUCAUUUAAAUUUGUUAUAUUAAAGCUUUAAAAUGUGUGAUACUCCAUUUAAGCCAUAUCCUCACAAAAAAGCGAAACUAACAAAUUCAGAUAGUGAACAAAGUGUAAUUUCAGAUACAGGUUCAACAAACUCCGAUCAAGGCUCAACAGGAGAUUUAACUAUAGUGGCUUGUUAUGAUGAACUAAUACGGUUAUAUCAGCAAAAAAUCGAAGAUAGAGAUACUCUGCACGAAAGCUUCUAUAAUUUUGCAGAACAAACGCAUUUACUUUACGAAGAAUGGAGGAAAAAGAUAGCAGAAUGCGAUAGACUCCGAACCGAAAUAGAUGAAAAAAACGAGGAAUUAAAUGAAUACAAUAGACGUCUUAAAAGUGCCAGAAAAUUGUUGGAUGAAGAAACUAGGAAAAGAAAAAUUUCUGAUAACGAAUGUGCCGUACUUAAGCAUCAAAUUGCCAAAUUUUGUAAUUCACUUGUUAAGGAUGGAAGAAAUAAACUUGCCGACGAUACUAAACAACAAAUUAGUAAUCUUUACUCGGGUAGAAUGAGCUUUGGGGAUGCAGAACGUCUUAGUGCCAUCAAAGAAGUCAAUUCUACAGGUUCAAUACUCUCUGACUUCAGUUAUUCUCGUUCAGAGGAUGAUUUAGAUUCUUCCAGAGUUAGUAAGGAAUGGAAACGCCAAAGAAGUGAUGAACCAGAAGAACCAACAAGCAAAAAGCGAAAAUCUUCAACAAAAGCAGUUGAAAUUGGAAAUGCGGAUACUGUUAGAGCCACUACUACUCUAACUAUAAAUAAAGAUGGCCCCAUAACUGCAACUUCAAUAAUUGAAUCUAUCCCGAAAUCUGAGGAGGACUUGGCGCCUGUAGUUCCUCCUAAUUUGGUAUUUGAAUCAUGGGAUCAACAAGAUAAAAAAAUAAAUUUUCCUCAAAUAGAUGGUACUAAUUACCGAAAACAUUAUUUUCAACAAAAAACUGUCGUGAUGCCGAACAUAUGUAUGGUUUGUGAAAAACACAUCCGCUUUGGUAAAACUGGUUAUAAAUGUAAAGAAUGCAAAAUGUUUUGUCAUUCAGAAUGUAAGGAUAUGUUACCGACACCUUGCGUACCUGUCAUAAAUACACCAACCUCAAAGAAAUUCACAGGUACUGUUGCCGAUUAUACGCCUACAAGUCCUCCAAUGGUGCCAUCUUUAAUUGUACAUUGUGUCAAUGAAAUCGAGUAUAGAGGAUUGAAAGAAUUGGGGAUUUAUAGGAUUCCUGGAUCCGAGAAAGAUGUUAAAGGGUUGAAAGAAAAAUUUUUAACCAGCAGGAUAGCACCUAACCUCAAAGAAGUAGACAUCCACGUGAUUUGCGGUUGUAUAAAAGAUUUCCUUCGCUCCCUCGCCGAACCUCUAAUUACUUAUGCCCUCUGGCAAGAUUUCGUUACGGCAGUUAGAGCUAAAGACCCCAACGACGUGGCUCCAGCGUUGUACGAAACAAUUUCAAAAUUACCCCAACCAAAUAGAGACACCUUAGCGUUUGUGAUUUUACAUUUACAAAAAGUCGCCCAAAGUCCCGAUUGUAAAAUGCCCGCCGAUAAUUUGUCCAAAGUUUUUGGUCCAACUAUAGUCGGUUAUUCUUCUAAUCACCCCGAGCACAAUAAAUUAAUCGAAGAAACUAAAUAUAUAGUUAACGUUAUGUCUCAUCUUCUGAAGAUACCUUCCGAUUUUUGGUUUAAUUUUAUCAACGUUUGUCUCACUCCGUCGACCAACAGGCUACAACAAACACCCAGUACGGAUUCUUUAUUGAGACCGACGGCUACGAAAUUUUUCACUCCGGUUACCAGGAGUGAAGGGAAAUUUAGGAAAAAGAGAGAGGGGAAGUUUUUCGGAACCCCGCCAGCUUAUAAAUAAUUGUUUUUGUAAUUUUCAUACAAGGAUAUUUAUUUUUAUUAUUAUUAUCAUUGUUUGAGAUAUUUUUAUACAGCCUGUAUAAAUAUUAUGCAGUUUAUGUGUUAUGGAUUAAGUGGUAAGUGGGACCGUGGGGCAUUAUGAAAAAUUGAAUUGUUCAACACCUAUGGGGACGAGUGAUAAAAAACAAACAAACAAAAGUGGGAUAACUAUUGAGCCCUGUGGCACACCAGAUAUUAUUUCGCUAGCCUUCUUCGUUUCCAGUAAGACAAGCAAUAUAGAGAGUAGCUAGAGUCGACCAUCUAUCAGUCAGCUUCUCUCAGUCCUGUUAUCGAGAAUGGAGGCGUCGUAUUUAUAAUCUGAGUCGUAAAAUUUUGAAAAAGAAGAAAUUAUGAGUCCAUCCUUUUAUAUCAGAAAAGAUUUUACCUAAAAAAUAAUAGAUUAAUGUUAUUUGUUAAGAAACUGAAAUGAACCCAGACCUCCAUUUGGCCCCAAGCCCCAUUAUACCCUACACUCAAUACCCCAUCCCUCAGAACCAAAAAAAAUCAACUAAUCAAAUGUUGAACGAAUUCCUAUAAACAACCAUAUCUAAAUAGAUAACACCAAAGAUCAAAAAGAUAUAAAUCGAAUCAUUAUACUUACUCCACCCUCAUAGAGUCUUGUAUAUAAUUCCUGGAGGAGGGCGAUUUAGAGGCGUUGAAGCGGAACUGAUCCAGGUAGGGGUUCGACGUUGGAGGCACCGACGUUCAGGACAGAAAGAAUAUAGAUAAUUUCCUUAAAAUAAUGACGUUUAACCUUAUAAAAAAUGAAAUCGACGAAUCGCGGUUUCUCUCGCACUGACAUGUUUUGUCACUCAUCCUUUUUGUGAUACCACGAAAUAACCUCUAACCUAUGUACUUAACCUAUGUAUUUAAGAAAAAACGUGGUAGUUGAUUUUAUAAUUACAAUAAAAUCUUUGGCAAGUUAAUUAUAUACAUUUUAUUCUCCUAGCUAGUUUUGAAUUGAAAUUAUAAUUUUAGAUAUUCGGAAUACAUUUUGAAUGUGUGUCAAAAUUAUUUACGCUAUUUACAAACGUCUAGUUUCUUAUAUGUGUGCUACCCCAUCAUGACCCCUUUCCCCAAUAUGCAUAAUGUCCGGUUAUUAUAGAUAAUAACGCCCACAAUCACUUGAUUUGUAACAUAUGAUGAAUUCAGUAGUUUACUUUGACUUAAUAUCAAAAUACAUGGAAAUUUAACUAUUCAAUAAA
This is a messenger RNA of Diorhabda sublineata, 3194 nucleotides long. RefSeq names its product rac GTPase-activating protein 1-like. The record is from RefSeq and is a predicted model, not a curated record. The coding region runs from base 101 to 1951 and encodes 616 amino acids. The transcript is spliced from 5 exons. Gene Ontology annotation, biological process: signal transduction. Lineage: Eukaryota; Metazoa; Arthropoda; Insecta; Coleoptera; Chrysomelidae.